Molecule: messenger RNA, 1770 nt
Organism: Closterium sp. Yama58-4
Lineage: Eukaryota; Viridiplantae; Streptophyta; Zygnematophyceae; Desmidiales; Closteriaceae
Source: the annotation of a GenBank genome assembly
AUGGUUGUGCGCGGUGGGAAAGCAGGGGGGAGCGGGGAGGAGUGUGAGAAAGGGCGAAAGGGGAUAGAGAGUGGGGACGGUGGGGACGGCGUGAGUGGAAGAGGGUUGCGGAUGGAAGCAUGUGCUAUGGCUUGUGAAGCAACAGCAGCAACAGCAGCAACAGCAACAGCAGCAGCAACAGCAACAGCAACAGCAACAGCAACAGCAACAGCAACAGCAACAGCAGCAGCAGCAGCAACAGCAACAGCAACAGCAGCAACAGCAACAGCAGCAGCAACAGCAACAGCAACAGCAACAGCAACAGCAACAGCAGCAGCAACAGCAGCAGCAACAGCAGCAGCAACAGCAACAGCAACAGCAGCAGCAACAGCAGCAGCAACAGCAGCAGCAACAGCAGCAGCAACAGCAGCAGCAACAGCAGCAGCAAAAGCAGCAGCAACAGCAACAGCAACAGCAGCAGCAACAGCAGCAGCAACAGCAGCAGCAACAGCAGCAGCAACAGCAGCAGCAACAGCAGCAGCAACAGCAGCAGCAACAGCAGCAGCAACAGCAGCAGCAACAGCAGCAGCAACAGCAGCAGCAACAGCAACAGCGAUAGGAGGAAGCAAAAGUGGGCGGUGGGGGAGGCGGCUGCAGAUCCGUGUACUCCGCGCGAUCGGCGGCGGUGACGAGAUCGGCGACCGGAUGGGCGACAGGAUGGGCGACGGUAUGGGUGACGGGUUGGGCGACAAGAUGGGCGAAAAGAUGGGCGACGAAAUGGGCGACAAGAUGGGCGACCAGAUGGGCGAAAAGAUGGGCGACAGCAUGGGCGCUGCUGGCUAUGCCGUCAACGUGUUCAACCGCACGCCCAGCAAGGCGGCAGCGCUGGUGGGGCGGGGGGCGAUGCUGUGUGAGUCGCCGGCGGCUGUGGCGGCCAGUUCGGACGUUGUGUUCAGCAUCGUCGGCUAUCCCCAUGACGUGCAGCAAGUGGUGCUGGGGCCCACAGGCGUACUCUCUGCUCUCAAACCAGGAGGCAUUCUGGUGGAUAUGAGCACGAGCCAGCCAUCCCUGGCAAGAGAGAUAGCGGUCGCGGCAGAGGCAAGGCAGUGCUGGGCGGUGGAUGCGCCAGUGUCAGGCGGGGACAAGGGCGCGCGGGAGGCAGCACUGGCCAUCAUGGCCGGGGGCGACGAGGCAGUGGUGCAGGCGCUGCAGCCACUGCUGUCGUGCAUGGGCAAGUGCACGUACAUGGGGCCUGCUGGGGCCGGCCAGAGCUGCAAGAUGGCCAACCAGGUGACGAUAGCGAGCACCAUGGUGGGGCUAGUGGAGGGCCUGCUGUACGCGCACAAGGCAGGCCUGCACAUCCCCACAUAUCUUGCUGCCAUUUCCAAGGGAGCAGCAGGGUCGCGCUCGCUUGAUCUCUACGCCCCGCGCAUUCUCCAACGAGACUUCCUGCCAGGUUUUUUCGUGAAGCACUUUGUGAAGGACCUUGGGAUUGCCCUUGAGGAGUGCCGGGCCAUGAACCUUUCCCUGCCAGGCCUGGCAUUGGCACAGCAGCUAUUUGUGUCAAUUCAGGCGCAUGGAGAUGGGGAUCUUGGAACACAAGCCCUUGUGCUAGCUCUCGAACGGAUAAACAAUAAUCACCCCGCGUUGUCCCCAGCGUGCACGCGGUGCUGUCGCCGUUCAUCGCCCUUUUCCGUCCGUGGGACGCGGAACGGCCCGCCAUGGCUGUUAGCUGCUUCGGACCCGUCUUUCGAGGCGGUCAACAUCCGUUUCUGCCGGCCGCUCCAGUAG